AUGCAAACCUGUUUCCAUGCCAACUGCCAGUACGGCUGUGAGGUGGAGAAGGGUUCGGUCCGCUGCACCUGUCCGUCUCCGGGGUUACGGCUCGGCCCGGACAGACGCACCUGUGUCGACAUUGACGAGUGUGCGUCGGGCCGGGGGGCGUGUCCUCGCCGCAGGAAGUGUGUGAACACGUUUGGGAGCUUCCUGUGCAGGUGUCACCUGGGAUUCAAACUGACGUACAUCAACGGGCGGUACAGCUGCAUCGAUAAAGACACUCGGCUGUUCUGUUCUCUCAAUCCAUCGUCUCCAAAGUGUCGCUGCAAAGAUGGAAGAUGUCAAGCCGUCCUGAAAGUGGAUGUGGAACCACCGAGGCCGAGAACUCCAGCUGGCACCUCCCCCACCCCCACUGUCACCAUGGCAACUGUGACUACUGUACCUAUUCCAACCACAAAAAUCACUACGAUUCACAUGGCGACCACCAUUCCCAUGACAACCACUGUUCCUACAAGAUCCACUGUUCACAUGACGACCAUCGAUACGGGUACAUGA
Molecule: messenger RNA, 537 nt
Organism: Salarias fasciatus (jewelled blenny)
Lineage: Eukaryota; Metazoa; Chordata; Actinopteri; Blenniiformes; Blenniidae
Product: nephronectin-like
Exons: 5
Coding region: 1-537 (178 amino acids)
Molecular function (GO): calcium ion binding
Source: RefSeq, a predicted model, not a curated record